UAUAGAUUAACAAAUCGUAUCAAAGAAAGAGCAGUGCUGUUGGGAAUAAAGUUGAAGGAGGAAGGAGAAGAGUGGAGAUGCUGCCGACACAUUCUGCUCAGCACCACGGACAGCGAACGAUUGGUAGUUUGGACACAAACGAUCCAUCGAUAUUGGACAAUAACUGAAGAAUCAGAGGACUGAACUAACAAUGAGGAAUAUGGUUCGUUUUAAUCUGAUUACACAGAGACUUGGUCUUUUUCUCUGCUAGCCAAAGUAAGCAUGUUCUUGUCUUGAUCUCUGAACAAAUAAUUAACUUAUAGUGUAUACGUAAUUUAGAAACAUAGAUUUCAAAUUGGGAGUACAACGAGUCAUAAAGCAUAGAGUUGAGAUACCACUUGUGCAGGCAUAUCCUACAUUAAACAGUAUCGACUACAUUCAUAGCACAUGCAUUAUUACAGAGCUUCUAGUCAAGUGGGGCUGCUGUGCGUAAAAGCCGUGGCACUGUUCCCUGCGAUGCUCCCGCUUGGCGCAAGACACAGCGGAUGAACAGAAGAGACGUCAAUAAUCAGACAUCUGACUGCGAUUACAUCUGUGGUGGUUCAUUAAAAACAAAGAUUUCUAGUGCGUAAUUACGGAUAGGACUCCUUGUUGGAAACUUGUCAGAAUGCCAAUUUGUUCUUAUUGGAGAUGGCUUAUGGCGCGCGGUGCGCAUGAAGAAGACACACACAAGGUAUUUCCAGGAAAACAGUACCGGUAGGCGAACUAAUCGUGUUCUUCUUUGCGGUAAGCGCGCACGCGUGCAUUUUGAGUCACUCUUUCGUGCACAAACACACACUUAACACUUAAGGUCAGGUGGGCCGAACCACUUUUUCUUAGUUUGUGUGUGUUGGCUGUUGAAUCUCCUCGUGUUUCUGUUCCAAAGUAUGGAUGGAAACUAACAUGGCAGAAGUAAAGACCUUCUUUGUCUAAAUCAGUGAAAACACAAGGAAACAAAUCUACAUCUGGACUGGCGACAUUUAUCCUCUCUGAAACCCACAAUGGAGCCCCUAGACCAGACCUACUGGUUUCCCCUGUCAUCAGACCUCAACUCCUCUGCAGCCAGCCCCUCAUCCUUCCUCUUUUCCUACCCCUACCUCUUCAACAUCUCCUCCAACCUGUCCACUCAAAGCGUCCCCUUUCAGGGCAGCAGCACUCUGAUGACAGCAGUCAUCUCCCUCACAGUCUUCAUGGUGGGUCUUACUGGCAACACUCUAGCCAUCUAUGUGGUGCUGCGCUAUGCCAAAAUGAAAACAGUCACCAACAUCUACAUCCUGAACCUGGCUGUGGCCGAUGAGCUCUACAUCAUCGGGCUCCCCUUCCUCACCACGCAGAACGUGCUCUCCUAUUGGCCGUUUGGCUCCUUCCUGUGCCGUGUGGUCAUGACGGCAGACUCUAUGAACCAGUUCACCUCGAUUUUCUGCCUGACAGUCAUGUCCAUAGAUCGUUACAUGGCCGUGGUUCAUCCAAUCCGCAGCACCAAGUGGAGACAUCCCCGCGUGGCCAAGGUGGUGAGCGCAGCCGUGUGGGCCGUGUCCUUUGUGGUGGUCCUGCCAGUGGUCAUCUUCUCUGAUGUUCAGGACACAUUUAACUCCUGCAACAUGAUCUGGCCAGAGCCAAAGAAUGUGUGGUCAACAGCAUUCAUUCUCUACACUGCCACAGUGGGCUUCUUUGGGCCGCUGCUUAUCAUUUCCCUCUGCUAUCUACUUAUCGUUAUCAAGGUGAAGUCCUCAGGGGCGAGGGCAGGCUUCACCAAGCGUCGGCGUUCGGAGCGCAAAGUGACAAGGAUGGUGGUGGUGAUCGUGGUGGUGUUUGUUCUCUGCUGGCUGCCAUUCUAUAUCAUCAACAUGGUCAACCUGGUGGUCAUCAUCCCAGAGUCCAGCACCACUGCCGGCAUUUACUUCUUUGCUGUCAUCCUGUCCUAUGCCAACUCCUGUGCCAACCCGGUACUCUAUGGCUACCUGUCGGACAACUUCAAGCAGAGCUUCAGAAAAGUGCUGUGUAUGAGGAGUAUGAAGUGCAAGGCGAGUGGUGUAGAUGAUGGUGACCACAGCGCUCCGCGCACAGAGAAAACCACAGCACACGACUGUGUACCGCUUUCCCCUCGUAACCAGGUCUACCAUGAUCCUCAGAGCAGCCAGAUGCUCAUAAACACACCAAAGUCAAAAGAACAAUUUCCCAAGUCAGGAGAUGGGACCAUCCAAGGAGCAUGUGAAUGCAACAGAUAUCUCAUCACCCUCCAGGCUCACCUACCUCUCACACAGCAGCAGACCUGCACUGCUCCACCCCUACAUGCCUGUCUCCAUCCACUUGCCCAGGAAUCAGACCCACCACUAUGGUGACCUCCAAAGCAGCCUCCAUAGUACCCUCUAUGGUAACCCGGGCUGAACUUCCUACCAUCACUGCGCUGACUACGCCCUCCUCCUCUUUAUCCAUUACUCCACCGGAACUGUAGCCAAUGGACAAUGAAUGUCAGGUGUGUCAAGUGAUACAAGAAGCUGAGGAGGAAAAACAUGAAAUGAGAAUAUACAUGUGAAAGCAGAGGGGUUGGAUUAUCUGAUCAAUAUGGCAUGGCUUUUCUGCUGUUGUAUUAAAAAUAUCUAUUUGUUGGUCUAUUUUCUGAUACACACACAUGAAAACUCAUUCUAAAUGCAUUGCAAUAUUGACGCUUCGCAUUGGUGAAACAACCUCAUUAAUACUUUUCUCGUCUUGAUGUGUAUCUGUACAUGCAUCUCUCAGCUGUUUACCAAUUUGUGUUUCCAUCCAGCCAUGUAACAUAAGUGCCUUUUCAAUCAGCAAUCAUCAUGGCUCCUGAAUGGACACAGAAAUAUUUUUAUGUGUUCCUUCUCUCGUUUUCUUAACAGGGAGACUUCUUCUUCAAAGUAAAAGACCCAUAGAGUUAUCUUAAAAGGGAACUGGGGCUGGUCACAUAACACAUAAGAAUGUACAGUAUAUACAUUUCAGUAUCAAUAAAGCCAUUAAGGAUCUACUUUAUGCCAGGGGAUAGGAUUUCCUGCAGGUACCCAAUGUCAUAGUUUUAUUUAGGUAAAUCAGGCACCACAGGGUACAUUUUUGCAACCACACUUUGUGAUUAGAUGAAAGGUGUUUGCCUAUUUCAGCUUUAAUCAAACAGCUAAACAUCACAACACACUACUUCAGUGUCAACUUUUUUCUCUAUUGUAGUAAAACAAUGCAUUUUUCCAUUUCAAAGUCCCACUAACUUCUGCUGUCUUUACUUCAUUUUAAUAAUUAAAUUAUGAUGAAUGACGUUGA
This is a messenger RNA of Micropterus salmoides (largemouth bass), 3291 nucleotides long. It is a transcript of the gene sstr5, whose product is annotated as somatostatin-like receptor F_48D10.1. Gene Ontology annotation, molecular function: somatostatin receptor activity; neuropeptide binding. Bases 1020 to 2360 code for a protein of 446 amino acids. Lineage: Eukaryota; Metazoa; Chordata; Actinopteri; Centrarchiformes; Centrarchidae. Gene Ontology annotation, biological process: cellular response to glucocorticoid stimulus; regulation of insulin secretion; neuropeptide signaling pathway. The record is from RefSeq and is a predicted model, not a curated record. Gene Ontology annotation, cellular component: neuron projection; membrane. The transcript has 6 exons.